Messenger RNA from Loxodonta africana (African savanna elephant), 8138 nucleotides. It is a transcript of the gene TAPT1, whose product is annotated as transmembrane anterior posterior transformation 1. The record is from RefSeq and is a predicted model, not a curated record. Bases 4701 to 6149 code for a protein of 482 amino acids. Gene Ontology annotation, biological process: positive regulation of cilium assembly. The transcript has 13 exons. Gene Ontology annotation, cellular component: ciliary basal body; endoplasmic reticulum membrane. NCBI's taxonomy places the organism in Eukaryota, Metazoa, Chordata, Mammalia, Proboscidea, Elephantidae.
UUUUUGUUUAAAUUGGUUUUUUAAUUUAAAAUUGUUGCGCGGUAACCUAUUUCUGUAUCUCUCUAAGACAGAUCACAUACUGUAGGGCUGCCCAGCUUCCCUCCCCUGCCCUUACCAUGGGUAAUGAAAGUCUCCCCAUCCAUGCACCCUAGAUCCCAGAGCCCUCACUGGCUGUGGCUUCAUCAUGGCACACUGCUCUUAGGGGCUUGGAGGUUCAGGUACCUUUUUUGGCUAUGAGUUGGAAUUGAAUCAGCAGCAGUGGGUUUGGUUUGUUUUUGGUUUUAUACUUAGACAUACACACAGCAGAGAUUCCUGGAUCUUCAACAGCUGCUACAUUGAUUGAGGCACCAGUGGCUUUCUGCUCUUUCUCUGCUAACUCCCCCAGUCUUGGAACAGUUCUGUCUCAGUCACAGGCUCUCUGCUCUUGCUGAGAGUCUGGUGUUCUCUUCUUUUGUCACUUCUGAUUUCUGCUUCUGAUUUUCUCUGCCAUACUCUUCACUGUGAUUUUUUUUUCCCUUCUCAGCUUCAUAUGUUGUUUUGGCGAGCAUUUGUUGAGCACCUGUUAAGUGCUCACCCCGGGGAUGCACAGGUGAAUAGAAGGCCAGCCAGGCAAAUGCAUGUAACUGUGCAGAGCAGCGUGGGCCAGUGCAGGCGCUGAGAACCAUGCGGGGAAAGGACACAUUCUGCCUGGGAAACAGGGGGACGUCUUCACUGAGAUGGUGACAUCUGCCCAUGUUCACUUGUGAAAAACUGGAAGGGAACUCCAGGGCCAGGAACAGUGUGAACCAGGGGACAUGUUUGGAGACAGGUGAAAAGUAGUGUAACUAGAGGAUUGUAACUGACAUUCAGGGGAGGCAAUGUGUGGCCUGACUGAAAAGACAGCAUGGGGCCAGGUUAAAAGGAAUCUGGUGUCACCACCACAGAUGAGCCAAACGUUAUUCUGAGGUAAUGAAGAGCCACUGGAGGGUUUCAGCAGAGUGACACUUGAGCUGUGAGCACCGUACCUUUGGCUGCCAGGUGAAGUUAGGAUUGAAGGGAGCUCAGUCAGAAAGCUUUUGCAGUCACCUGGAGAGAGAUGAGGAGGACCGUGCCAGGGUAGAGUGUAGAAAAAAGAGGAAAGGCUAAUUGUUGCAGAGGAAGAAUCAAUAGAGCUUGGUGAGGGGGCCAACAGGAUGGGCAGAAUUGGCCCUGGAUUUUAUCUUAGCAGUGGUACCACUGGUGAUGGUAUUAACUGAAAUAAGGUCUGCAGGACAGGAGCAGAAGUGGGGAAGAUACUGAGUUUGGUUUUAGAGGUAGUAGGUGUCAGUAGGAUAUCCACAUGGACUUGCCCAAGAGGCAGCUUGAACUAUGGGUCCAGGCCUCAGGAGUCAGCUGGUCUGUGACUUCAGGGUUUAGAUGACAGUGUAAACCUUAGGGAUGAGUGAGACAGUGCAAGGACAGCAUGUGUAGGAAAAAGAGAAUGGGAGACCGAGGGCACCUCAGGGCAUGCCAGCAUUCAAGGGUGGCUGAGGUUUCACUCUAAUUUGCUUUUGGUUAAGAUGUAGUGAGGAGAACAUGUAAAGAUCAGGUGGAGGAAGAGGAGGGAGCCAUCAAAGAGGUCAGAAAAGUCAGUGAUUGGAGAGAGGAGAGUGUCCCCAACAGGAAGGCGUGGUCAGGAUGGCAGUGGCACCAGGGGGUCGCGGGAUCAGAGACUGCUCAGAGAUUACGUAAGGUUAAGUGCCCUUUGGAGCUCAUGACUCAGAGCUCCCCAGGGUCAGUGAAAACUUGUGUGUGGAAACGCUUCUUCCGAAUGUCCUACUGCUUCUCAGUUUUCACGAAAAAGACGUCAGCUAAUCAAAAUGUUCAUUCUAGUUGGAAAACUGACUGAACAGAGUAUAACUUUUGAUCUUUGAUUCUUUUGGCAGUUCUUAUUAUUUGCACCUCUCUAGGCUUUCUAUUUCCCCUCUUCAAGGAGCAGAUCUUGUUCUGUUUCUAGCCAGGCUGGAGAAUCUUAAAAAGUUUUAGCCAAAAGUUUUAUACUACAUAGAUUUGGUUAUACUUCUUGUUAGGUGCCGUCAAGUUGAUUCUGACUCAUAGCGACCCUGUGUACAACAGAACGAAACACUACCCGGUCCUGCGCCAUCCUUACAAUCUUUGCUAUGUUUGAGCCCACUGUUGCAGCCACCGUGUCAAUCCAUCUCAUUGAAGGUCGUCCUCAUUUUCGCUGAUCCUCUACCAAGCAUGAUGUCCUUCUCCAGGGACUGGUUCUUCCUAAUAGCAUGUCCAAAGUAUGUGAGACAAAGUCUCACCAUCCUUGUUUCUAACGAGCAUUCUGGCUGUACUUCUUCGAAGACAGGUUUGUUCCAUUCUUCUGGCGGUCCAUGGUGUAUUCAAUAUUCUUCACCAACACUGUAAUUCAAAGGUAUCAGUUCUUCAGUCUCUCUUAUUUAUUGUCUAGCUUUCGCAUGCAUAUGAGGCAAUUGAAGAUACUAUGACUUGGGUCAGGUGCAACUUAGUCCUCAAAGUGAUGUCUUUGCCUUUUAACUUUUCGAAGAGGUCUUUUGCAGCAGAUUUGUCCAAUGCAAUACAUUGUUUGAUUUCUUUACUGCUGCUUUCAUGGACGUUAAUUGUGAAUCCAAGUAAAAUGAAAUCCUUAACAACUUCAGUCUUUUCUCCUUUGUCAUGAUGAUGUUGCUUAUUGGUCUAGUUAUGAGGACUUUUGUUUUGUGUCGAGGUGUAAUCCAUAGUGAAGGCUGUGUAGUCUUUGAUCUUCAUCAGUAAAAUGCUUCAAGUCCUCUUCACUUUCAGCAAGCAAGGUUGUGUCAUCUGCAUAUUGCAGGUUGUUAAUGAGUCUUCCUUCAAUCCUGAUGCUACAUUCUUCUUCAGCUUCUUGGGUUAUUUGCCCAGCAUACAGAUUGAACAAGUAUGGUGAAAGGAUACAAACCUGAUGCACGCCUUUCCUGAUUUUAAACCACGCAGUAUCCUCUAAUUUGUUAUACUAAAGCCUUUUAAUCUGAACUCGUUAGUAUGCGUGAUAGAGCUCACAUCUUGUAUGCAUUUAACUCACCUGACUUCAGCUGUGCGUGUAGUGAAACGAGAAAGCAUGAUGUACAUGGCACAUUUGAUGGCUCUGCCUGCCCCGUCCUAGGCUGAGGUAGGUGGAGGUCUGCUUUCCCUCCAUCUCUCACCUCUCGGAUACCUUUCGUAGUGUCACGAAGUCUCCAAACAGAUGACGAUUCUGGUAUUUAAAGAAAUGUGUUUUGUGUGUGUGUAAUAUAACCUCCUAAACAUAAGCAUGAAGCCCUGGUGCUGCAGUGGUUAAGUGCUUGGCUGCUAACCUGAAGGUCAUCCGCUCUGUACGAGAAAGAUGUGGCAUCUGCUUUUACAAAGAUUUACAGCCUUGGAAACCCUUGGGGCAGCUCUGCUCUGUCCUAUAAGGGUCACUGUGAGUUGGAAUCGACUCAACUGCAAUGGUUUGGGGUUUUUUGGGGAAACAUGAGCUACUUGGUCUGAUGCUCAAAGAAAUAGCAAUCUGUUCCACCGUGGGAGGAAGGAAGCUGUUUAAGAAUUAGUCUGUUUCUAAUGUAUCUUUCUAAGAGAUUCUUAAGGGCAUUGUUGACUAUAUACCAUUUUCCCCUUCCAUGAAGACCUUAGAUCCUAGCAGUCAUAUAAGGUGUACCUCCUUAAUGAGAUACCAGUUGCCAUACAGUCGAUUCCAGCUCCUGGCAGUUCCAUGAGUUGCGUAGUAGACGUGCACUCCAUAGGGUUUUCAUGGCUGUGAUCUUUUGGAAGUAGAUCACCAGGCCUUUCUUUUGAGGUGCCUCUGGGUGGAUUUGAACCACCAACCUUUAGGUUAGUAGUCAAGUGCUUAACACUUUGUGCUACCCAGAAACUCCGUUAAUUAGAUAUGCACGUAAGUGAAAUCAGCCUUCUCUCUGUCGUUCUUUGGAAGUAACACCAAUGCUACGUUUGAGAAGAAGGGCCACAAGACAAGUACUGAGCAAAGAGGGUAAUUUGAAACCUUCUAGUAUCCUGAGUUCCAGAGGAGAUUGGUGUACUGGGGAGUAAGAGCAGGAAGGUGUGAGUGGAGGGUCCUGAGGGGCCAUUGAGGUGAUGGGCUGUCAGGGACGCAGGCACAUUGAAAAGAGUUCGGAUCAUGCUUCAACAGCCUUAGCUUCUCAUCUCAGGACUAUGAGUCAUGGGGAGUAGAAAGUGCUUAACCUUUCUUUCCUUGUGUGGACAGGGAAAUUGAGCUUCUCUGUGAGAUUUAAAGGACUCUGCAGACGAAUUUGCUUAGAUGGAACAGAGGAAACAGCAAAUGGACAGAUGCAGGGAAAGGAAUGUAUUACAGGUUUGGUUGAAGUUCUACCUUUUGUAACAGUUAUGAUUACCAUCAUUUCAGUAAGCCUUCACGUAGGGAAAUGACAUUAUUAGACACAUUGUUGGCGUCUUUGAGCCUAACUUAGGAGAAAUAAAGCGCACCAAUGCCCUGGUUUUCACUCAGGACAGAUAGUUCUUGGACUAGAGUACUGCUUAUUAGAUGGCUUGGCUUCCUUUUGACUUAACAUAAACAUAGUCCAUUUUAUAUCUUCUUGAUAUCUAUUCUUUUCCCUCCUCUCUUCAUCUCUCAAGGAGCCCUGGUGGCACAGUGGUUAAAGCGUUCGCUUGCUAACCGCAGGGGUGGCGGUUUGAACCCACCAGCCACUCCGCGGGAGAAAGAUAUGGCAGUCUGCUUCCGUAAAGAUUUACAGCCUUGGAAACCCUGUGGGGUCGCUAUGAGUCGGAAUCGACUUGACGGCAAGCUUUCAUUGUUGAGGUUCCUCAGUGCUGAACUAACAAGAGGGUACUUCCUUGAACAUAAUGAGGCCAAGUAUACAGAAAGAAGAGAAAGAGUAUACACUUGUAUGCGAAUACCAAGAGAAUUGGAAAAGCUCAUGGUUUUUGGAAUCUUCCUGUGUCUGGAUGCGUUUCUGUAUGUGUUCACCCUGCUCCCUUUAAGAGUUUGCCUGGCACUGUUUCGGCUCUUCACUUUGCCUUGCUAUGGCAUAAGGGACAGACGUUUGCUUCAGCCUGCCCAAGUGUGUGACAUUUUGAAGGGUGUCAUUUUGGUACUCUGCUAUUUUAUGAUGCACUAUGUGGACUACUCCAUGAUGUAUCACCUAAUUCGAGGGCAGUCUGUCAUCAAGCUCUACAUCAUCUACAACAUGCUUGAGGUAGCUGAUCGUCUAUUUUCAUCAUUCGGGCAAGACAUAUUGGAUGCUCUCUACUGGACGGCAACGGAGCCUAAAGAAAGAAAAAGAGCCCACAUUGGGUUUGUUGAAAUUAAAGGAAGUGUUUUCAAGAAGUUUGAAAAGAACAAUCUCUUUCAGAUGUCAAAUAGCGAUAUCAAGGAGCGGUUCACAAAUUAUGUGCUUUUGCUAAUAGUGUGUCUAAGAAACAUGGAACAAUUUUCUUGGAAUCCAGAUCAUCUCUGGGUGUUAUUUCCAGAUGUCUGUAUGGUGAUUGCAUCAGAAAUUGCUGUGGACAUUGUAAAACAUGCUUUCAUCACCAAGUUCAAUGACAUUACUGCUGAUGUCUACAGCGAAUACAGAGCCAGCCUUGCUUUUGACCUCGUUAGCAGCCGACAGAAAAACGCCUAUACUGAUUAUAGUGACUCUGUGGCACGGAGGAUGGGGUUUAUUCCUCUUCCACUGGCUGUAUUACUCAUCAGAGUUGUAACAAGCUCAAUUAAAGUGCAAGGAAUCCUGUCUUAUGCCUGUGUCAUACUCUUCUAUUUUGGGUUGAUAUCCCUGAAAGUACUUAAUAGCAUUGUGCUAUUGGGAAAAUCAUGCCAAUAUGUGAAGGAAGCCAAAAUGGAAGAAAAGUUGUUCCACCCUCCCCCAACCAGCACUCCGGGCAAACCACACAGUAAAUCACAGAACAAAAGUAAAUCCCCUCAAGGCCUUGCCACUGAAGAAACCCUCUCUGCUUCAGUCACCAGCCAGCCUACUCAUCCAAAGGAGAACGUUAUCCCACUCCUUGUGACAAGCAAUCCUGACCAGUUCCUGACCACUCCAGACGGUGAUGAGAAGGACAUAACACAGGAAAAUUCCGAAUUGAAACACAGAUCCUCAAAGAAAGACCUGUUAGAGAUAGACAGGUUUACAAUUUGCGGAAACCGGAUUGACUGAACCUGGUGGCCACUGCGCCAGAGACACGGAGUCUCGGGCUGCAGACGCGGUGCCGCCAGGACGGACAGAUGGGAAAAGUGGCACUUAAAUAUUUAUUUAAAAACUUAAAUUAUUAACGGCGAGCAAAUAUUAGUAUCUUUCUUCCAGCAGUGUGGUUGGGGCCAAGGUCCAGUCACAGAACAACAGCGAUCUCCAGCUUUGACUUCUGGGGUGAUUUGGUGGAUCACGGAGACUUCUGCCUGCUGGCCAAGCAGCAGCGGCACUUCGGGGACCCGGUGGAAGCAGCAUCAGAAUCACGUGUGCUUUAUCCGUCGUCCUCGAGGCCUCUUCAGUAUCAGGAUAUACCUGGAAAACUGUGAAACUCAGACCAUGACAUGGUCUUUCCAGUCUCACACUAUUUUCACAGAGUUUUCAAACUUUACUGCAUCUGCCAAAGCAUUAAAAGAAAAUUACUAAACAUAAGUCGAGAAACGUUCUGACCCCUACAAUAAUCCUUGCAGAUGUAUCUGAAUUAAUCAGAAUAAAAGGCUACUUUAAAUAAGAUGUGAUACAUAGCAUUUUAUAGAAACACAAAAACCCGAAGCCAUUUAGUUUAUUUUGUAAAAAAAAAAAAUCUGUUAAUGAAGUUAUGCAUCACUGAGAAAAUGUUUCCUGAUUAUUCCGUUGACUCUUUAAAGCAGAAGCUGGGCUGUGUGUUGUUCAAUUGCUGUGGCUAAAAUAGAUGCCCUUACAAGGGGGCAUUUUCUAUACUGCAAAAGCAGAGCCUGUUAACUUUCAGGUAGGGUUAACUGGUUUUCUAUAAGUUUAAUUGCUUCAUAAAUUGUCACAGCUAAAAGGAUUUGAACAGGCUGGAGAAUUGCCAGUGUACAGAAUUCAGAGGCGUCAGCUUUCACUGGGUUUUUUCAGUAACCAUUUUAAAGUAUAUAUCCCAAGUAGAUUGAGCAACACCGUCUUGGGCUUAUCAAAUGCAAUUGGCUUUCUGUUUGGAGCAUUGUGGGUGUGUCUGUGUUGGGAGUGGGGUCUGUAUGGGGGUGGGCUCUGUAUGGGGGUGGUGACUGGGAUGUGCCUGUGGUGGGGGUGUGGGCGGGUUCCUGCUGAGAGAGCACUUUGUGUGAAAGCCCCUGGGUGUGCUGAGGAGUUCUGUCUAGAUGCUGGGAACAGCAACCAAAAGUUGCAUUUUGGUUUCGUUCAAGAUCCGGAUUCCAUUUAGGCUUAAUGACUAGUUUGUGGCCUACAGGGUAGGACGAGUUAUUUUCCAUCACAUUUUACUUGAGAAACCUUUCUGCAUUUUAUAAACAUCUUACAUUUACAACUUCUGUUUCCAGAACUGUCCAGAAGAUAUUGUUACUGUUAUUUUUUCUUUUUCUUUUUUGGUGCUUUGAUUUUGAAGUUCAGCUCUUGUAUGUGCAGGUGUUUCAGGCAUAUGCUAGGCAGAAAGUAAAUUGGAGUCAAUUUGUCUGUUUCCUGGGUGAAAUAUAAAGCAGUCUUAUGCUUCAGCUUGUUCAUUUGAAAUACAAAAGUGAAUUUUCAUGCUUGGUAUUAUGCUCAGGUAGGGCAAAGGCAAAAAUUGUCUGCAGAUGCUCCUAGGAGAUCAGAAACUAUUUCAAGUGAAAAAUGAAAAGACUUUGAUUGUUCUGUGUAUGUUUCAAUAAUUCCAUUUUGGAAUUAUUAUUUUCUCCAUCUCCUCUUUCAUCAACAAGAGGAACAUUGCCCACAGCGAAUGGGAACAAUUUGAGGAAAGCUUUGCCAGGCAUAGGCCUCCCUGAUCAGAGCAAGAACAUAAUUUGGGUGUGUGUUUCAGUCCCGCUUGAAUUCUCCUGUCUCUGUGCUGUCAUGUUGGGAAGAUUUUUGUUUCCUUUGCAGAUGCUGUAGGGAGUCUGGGACGAUGUUCACGUCCAUUUCUUCUGUUACAAUGGCAUUCAGUACUAAUUUUCUAAGUGCAUCUUGUGUGAAACUCAAUAAAUUCAAUUUUGUAAUCUUUUCUAAAAA